Messenger RNA from Microthlaspi erraticum, 360 nucleotides. NCBI's taxonomy places the organism in Eukaryota, Viridiplantae, Streptophyta, Magnoliopsida, Brassicales, Brassicaceae. The record is from the annotation of a GenBank genome assembly.
AUGGGAGUAUACACGUUCGUGUGCAAAAGUGGCGGCGGAGAAUGGACCGCUAAGCAACACGAAGGAGACCUUGAGGCCUCUGCUUCUUCUACCUUCGAGCUCAACCGCAAGCUCGUCCAGGUCGCUCUCUCCGCCGGAGGAUCCGGCGGCGUUCAGUCCUCAUUUUCCCUCAUCUCCCCUACCUCCGGCGUUUGCCAGGUGAUCAUCGGUGGUGGUGGCGGUGGAGGAUUCGCUGCUGGAGGAGCUGCGUCUGGUGGUGGUGGUGCGGGUGAAGCUGCAGCUGCCCCUAAGGAAGAUGAGAAGAAGAAGGAAGAAUCUGAAGAGGAAGAGGGAGACUUCGGAUUCGAUCUCUUUGGUUAA